Molecule: messenger RNA, 1755 nt
Organism: Lodderomyces jiufengensis
Lineage: Eukaryota; Fungi; Ascomycota; Pichiomycetes; Serinales; Debaryomycetaceae
Product: Zn(II)2Cys6 transcription factor
Exons: 2
Coding region: 1-1755 (584 amino acids)
Biological process (GO): positive regulation of transcription by RNA polymerase II
Cellular component (GO): nucleus
Molecular function (GO): transcription cis-regulatory region binding; zinc ion binding; DNA-binding transcription factor activity, RNA polymerase II-specific
Source: RefSeq, a predicted model, not a curated record
AUGGGUAAAAUAACUAGAGUUAGAACAGGAUGUUGGACUUGCAAGAAAAGAAAAUGUGAUGAGACUAAACCAGUGUGUAAUAAUUGCAAAAAUACAGGAAGGAAAUGUGAAGGCUAUGAAUUAAGAUUAUCAUUUGAUAUUUUCCAUGAGGGUCAACUGAGUAAAAAGAGAAAGAAACAACAAAUUAAAAAAGAAGAAGUAGAGCCUCCAGCUGGGGUGAAUUCUCCAAAUACGAUUCAAUCAAUAUUAAAUGACCAAGAGGCAGACUUAAAUAAUCAAAGUUUAGUAAAUCAAAACAGUAAUCUAGGAGAUUCAUCAUUUGCAACCUCAAGUACAAAUUUAAAUCAAUUUAGUAGUGCAUUAUUUGAAGAUUUACAAUCGCUAUUAUCAUCAACACUAGAUAAGUCACAACUACCGAUAAAUAUAGAACAGACAUCACCAUCAACAGCUUUAGACUUAUUUAAUUUUGAUUUUCAAAUAAUUGAUUUUAUUGACAAAACUCAAAUCUUUGAUGCUAAUCAUAAAUUGUUAUUAAAUAGCAUAGAAUCCAAAGAGAACGAAGUGGUUGCGGCACCAGAUUCAUCUACGUUAUUUGCAAUGAGUCAUCAAGAAGAGAAUAUGAUGUUGAAACAUUUUUUCAAUAAACUUCUACCAUUAUUAGAUGGACAUCCAAAAUCUCCAUGGCCAGAUUUAGCUUUAAAAUAUUGCGAUUUUGAUAUAGCAAGAAGUUGUUUCAUAUCACUAGCAUGUAUUCAUAUGUAUGAAAGUAGAGCUGGUGGUAAUGAGUUAUAUCAAAAGGGGGUUGCUCAUAUAAAUAAUACAAUGGAUCACUUGAUACAUUAUAUAAGAGAAAAUUCAGGUAAAAUUAAUGAUGAAAACGAGGAAAGUACACUGAAAAAAUAUAUAAGUUAUUUUGUUAUCUUGGUACUUAUGAAUGUUCAUGUAUUAUUUGCAGUAUUAGAAAAAGGUAAAAGUUCAAUAGCAAGAGAAUUUUUUAAAAUAUUUGCAGGUAUUUGUAAAGAUCAAAAGUUUUAUGAUAACAUUAUAAUGACAAGUGAUAAAAGAAGAUCAUUAUCAAUUGUGUUGAGUUGGUAUGAUACUGUGAGUGCAAUUACUUCGCCUGACUGUCGAGUUCCAUAUUGUUUACCUCAUUGGUAUGGUACAGCAAAUGAUACAAUUUCGUCUAUUAAAAUGAUGGGAUGUCCUGGCGAGAUAUUUACAGCAAUGUCAGAAGUUUGUGUUUUAAGGAAUAAAAAAUACAAUAAUGAAUUGACAAAUGAAGAUGCAACAAUGAGUUAUAGUAGAAUAAAAGUUUCAUUAUUAAAUUAUCGAGAUUAUGUUUUAGCUUAUGAUCAAGAUAGUACUUCAGAUUAUAUAAGUAGAUUAAAAUGUGCAUUAUGCUGGUCAUUGGCUGUAUGGAUUACAAUGAAUAGAACAAUUGAACCAACAAAUUAUAUAUCACUUAAUCAAAAAUUAACUGAUGAAUUUAUAUUAACUUAUGAUCAAUUAGAUCCAAAAUCUUCACUUGUUACUCAAAUGGUAUGGCCAUUAUAUGUAAUUGGAUGUGAAUGUGAAACUGAAACUGAAAAGAAUUAUUUAAUUAAAUUUAUGGAUAAUCUUUAUGAAAAUACCAAAAUGGGUACAACUGUUUCAUUAAAAGAAAUUGUAUUAAAUGUUUGGGAAAAAAAUGUUAAUCAAGAAGAAUAUCUUAUAGAAUGGUUGGGUAAUAAAGGUAUUGAUUAUUUACCCUUGUAA